AUGGGCGGGCCCGCCCCACCCUCGGCGGCCACUGCUUCGGCUUCCGCUUUGGGUUCCGCUUCUGCACCCAGCGCCUCGGCUCCGGGUGAAUUGAAGAAGACCCCCGGGUCAUCCGACGACCUGCUUAACGUCUACGAUGACGCGAGGACCUACUACACCGCCGAGGACCGCCAUAGGAACACCCGUGCCGGUCCAAGGACACGUACCUACUCUCAGAAUAGUUUGCUGAGGCAGAUGGAACGGCUGGUGGUGCCUGAGCCGUACAGGAGAGGAAGCCAUGAUGAGAGCACCAUCCCCCAUUCCCGCCGCUUCCUGAUCCAGGUCGAGCCGACACUCCAGAGUCUACAAGCACAGGAAGACACCGACCAGAAUAUGCAGAUUACGAUUGAGGAUGCUGGACCCAAGGUACUCUCGCUCCGCACAGCGGCCUCUAACGGCCACAACCGAUUCGAUAUCCGUGGUACCUACAUGCUCUCCAAUCUUCUUCAAGAGCUCUCACUCGCCAAAGAGUAUGGUCGUAAGCAGAUCAUCCUCGACGAAGCCCGGCUCAACGAGAACCCCGUCAAUCGCCUCUCACGGCGGAUCCGUGAUGAUUUCUGGGAAGGCCUUACCCGGCGCAUCGACGCCUCAAGCAUCGAAAUCGCCGCUCGCGACCCCAAGGAUUGGACCGACGAUCCCCGCCCCCGCAUCUACAUUCCCAGGGGUGCCCCGGAGCAGUACGAGUACUACACCAAACUAGCUGAGGAGAAGCCCGACAUUCGCCUUGACGUCCAACUCCUCCCCGAGAAGAUCACUCCCGAGAUUGUCCGCGACAUGAACGCCAAGCCCGGCCUGUUGGCCGUGGAUAUGGAAGAGGUAGUUGAUCCCACGACAGGGGAGAAAACGAUGCAAGGGAGACCGUUUGUGGUCCCCGGCGGCCGUUUCAAUGAGUUGUACGGCUGGGAUAGCUACAUGGAGUCGCUCGGUUUGCUAGUCCACGACAAGGUCCAUUUGGCCAAGUCCAUGGUUCUCAACUUUUGCUUCUGCAUCAAGCACUACGGCAAGGUUCUCAACGCAACGCGAUCCUACUACCUCUGCCGUUCGCAGCCGCCGUUUUUAACCGACAUGGCCCUCCGAGUCUACGACAAGAUUAAGCACGAGCCGGAUGCAGUAGAGUUCCUCCGCACCGCUAUCCUCGCUGCUAUCAAGGAGUACCAUAGCGUCUGGGUGGCCGAGCCGCGCCUAGACCCUGUCACCGGGCUGUCGCGAUAUCGCCCGGAAGGUCUCGGCGUCCCGCCCGAGACGGAAGCUGGCCAUUUCGUACACAUCCUGGAGCCGUACAUGGAGAAGCACGGGAUGAAAUUUGAGGAGUUUGUUGAGGCAUACAACACGGGCAAAGUUCACGAGCCCGAGCUCGAUGAUUAUUUCAUGCACGACCGAGCAGUACGCGAAUCUGGGCACGACACCACGUACCGCUUCGAGGGCAUCUGUGCAGACCUGGCAACCAUCGACCUUAACUCGCUGCUGUUCAAGUACGAGACCGACAUCGCGCGCACUAUCCGCAAUGUUUUUGGCGACAAGCUCAUCAUUCCUGCCGACUACUGCGUCGGUGACAUGGUUCCUGGCCAAGUCGAGGCCUCUGCCAUCUGGGACCGCCGCGCAAAGCGCCGCAAGCUGGCCAUUGACAAGUAUCUCUGGAGCGAGACGGAAGGCAUGUACUUCGAUUACAACACCGCCAAGCGCCAGCAGUGCAGUUAUGAGAGUGCCACAACUUUCUGGGCUCUCUGGGCCGGCGUCAGCAGCCCCAAGCAGGCUGCUGCCAUGGUUACGAAGGCACUGCCGCGGUUCGAGGCUUUCGGUGGCCUGCUGUCGGGUACUAAGGAGAGCCGUGGCGAGGUUGGCCUGGAGCGGCCCAACCGUCAAUGGGAUUACCCGUAUGGUUGGGCACCGCAGCAGAUGCUGGCAUGGACGGGCCUGUACCGGUACAGCUUCACUGAAGAGGCUGAGCGGCUGGCGUACAAGUGGCUGUUUAUGAUCACCAAAGCAUUUGUUGAUUUCAACGGCGUGGUGGUGGAGAAGUACGACGUGACGAGGCCUAUUGAUCCUCACAGAGUCGAUGCCGAGUAUGGCAACCAGGGCCUAGAUUUCAAGGGUGUUGCCAGGGAGGGAUUCGGCUGGGUCAACGCAAGCUACAUUUACGGACUGCAGAUUGUUAAUGCCCAUAUGCGCCGCGCCCUUGGCACGUUGACCCCCUACGAAACCUUUAUCAAGGCAGUUGAGGAAACCCGGGCCAAAGCUCUUGCUGAGCUGGUCUAG
This is a messenger RNA of Dichotomopilus funicola, 2295 nucleotides long. RefSeq names its product glycoside hydrolase. The transcript has 5 exons. Gene Ontology annotation, biological process: trehalose catabolic process. Gene Ontology annotation, molecular function: calcium ion binding; alpha,alpha-trehalase activity. Bases 1 to 2295 code for a protein of 764 amino acids. The record is from RefSeq and is a predicted model, not a curated record. NCBI's taxonomy places the organism in Eukaryota, Fungi, Ascomycota, Sordariomycetes, Sordariales, Chaetomiaceae. Gene Ontology annotation, cellular component: cytoplasm.